This is a messenger RNA of Polychytrium aggregatum, 927 nucleotides long. RefSeq lists its product as uncharacterized. Lineage: Eukaryota; Fungi; Chytridiomycota; Chytridiomycetes; Polychytriales. The transcript is spliced from 7 exons. Bases 123 to 809 code for a protein of 228 amino acids. The record is from RefSeq and is a predicted model, not a curated record.
CUUCCGCAUCGACUCCCUCCCCCCAACCGAUCCCGUCUCCGUCAAUACCCGAUCAGUCCCGAUCAGUCCCCGAUCAGUCCCCGUCUCCAACCCACUUGCUUCUCCAGUCGAUCGUGCCCUCCAUGAUCACCGCCGAGCCCAUCGAACUCAUUGCCGCCAGUCGCCAGGCCGACGGCUCCGAGCAGCUCUCUGCCAGGGUCCUCCUUGAGGCCGAUCUCCCCAGCGACGACGAGUGCGAUCCAGACUUUGUCGUCGCCGAGGCCGAUCAAGACGAGGACGAGGACCUCGAAGACGCCGACGACGUUUUCGACUCUGUUCCGAGGGCCGCGCAUCCCCACGCGGCCGAUACCGAUGAUGCCGAGAUCGACGAAAUCGAUCCUUCCGAGAUCAACGACAUUGUCACCGAGAGUCUUGCCCUGCAGAGCGGCACGGUGCUCAGAAGCGGCAAGUCCUUCACAUCCCACAAGCCUCGCACCAUUCUUGACGAGUUUGAAAUCGAUGACGACGAAGAUCACGACGACGACUAUGUGAUUGACGCCGACGAGGACGAAAGCGAGGACGACGACGUGGGCUCGGACGCCAGUUCUGAAGCCGAUGAUCUUGAUGACAGCAACGAUGUCGACAAAGAAGAGGUCCAGGAUAUCAUCCACGGCCACCCCAACAUGGGCGACAAGUCCGUCAAUCUGUUCAAAAAUGCCAAGGUUCUGCGCGAUGGCAAGGAGAUUGCCUCAUCCGCCGAAAUCAGCGAUCUCGCUUCUCGUAUCCAAGAGCUGAUGCAGCCCCGUUCGACUGAAUACGGCCAGCUUUGAAACACCGUUUACAAGUGCCCACUCCGAACCUCACUCUUUCUUGCUCCCGCUGCUUGAUUCUUGUAUCCUUAUGCACCAACCGAGCUCCUGUCGUCGUCAUUCCCACUUGGUUCGUUCA